Messenger RNA from Triticum dicoccoides, 1479 nucleotides. RefSeq lists its product as uncharacterized. Gene Ontology annotation, molecular function: protein binding. The record is from RefSeq and is a predicted model, not a curated record. Bases 1 to 1197 code for a protein of 398 amino acids. Lineage: Eukaryota; Viridiplantae; Streptophyta; Magnoliopsida; Poales; Poaceae. The transcript has 3 exons.
AUGACGGCCAGCCUCCGCCGCCGCCGCCGCUCGCCGGCUGCGGGGCCGCUGGAGGACGACGACCUGCUCUCCGAGAUCCUCCUCCGCCUCCCCCCGCAGCCCUCCUCCCUCCCCCGCGCAUCCCUCGUCUGCAAGCGCUGGCGCUGCCUCGCCUCCGACCCCGGCUUCCGCCGCCGCUUCCGCAUCCACCACCGUCGCAACCCUCCCCUCCUCGGCUGCUUCGUCACAGACCAGCACCGCCGCCGCCUCUCCUUUGUAUCCACUCUGGAGGCCCCUAAUCGUGUCCCCUCCGGCCGUCUCUCCUUGCAGCUCGGCAACGGCGACCGCUUCAGGCUCCUCAACUGUCGCCAUGGCCUCCUACUCAUGUACAUCGCGUCGUGGAAGCAGAUCCUGGUUUGGGACCCCGUCACUGCCGACCAACACCGCCUAGCCGUUCCCCCGGGCUUCGACUUCAACUUCGUGCCGGUGAUUCACCUGGUCUCCGGGGCGGUGGUUCGUGCUGCCGGAGCCGACCACUUCCAGGUGGUCCUGGUAGGCACAGACAAACAGCAACAUAGAGGAGCAAUCGCCUGCGUUUACUCGUCAGAAACCGGCCUAUGGGGUAAAAUCAUCUCAACCCCGCUUCCACCGGAGGUUUAUUCUGGGAGAAGUUCUCCAUUCAUCAGUUUCAUGAGUGUGCCUUCCGUGCUGGUUGGGGAUUCCAUUUACUGGUUGAUUGCCGGUUAUUCAUUAGUAAUCCUUGAGUUUGAUUUGCAUAGGCAGAACCUAACUGUCAUACGGUUGUCGGAGGAUAUGUUUGCCAAGAAAAAUUGUCAAUUCUUGAUCAUGCGGGCAGAGGGUGGCGGCCUUGGUUAUCUCUUCCUUUCAAACUACAAUGCUAAGUUAUGGAAGAGGAAAAAUGGGUAUGAUGGUGUUGCUUCAUGGGUGCUGGAAAGAACUAUUGAACUGGACAAGCUACUUUCCCUGAAUCCAGAGGAGAAAGACUCCCCAAUUAUGCUUGGGAUUGCUGAGCACAAGAAUUUGGUGUUCAUGUGGACAGUUACCGGCCUCUUCACGGUCCAGCUUGAGUCAUUGGAGUUCAAGGAGAGUUUUGAAACCAACUGUUCGUAUGGCCAUCAACCAUUCGAAGGUGUAUAUACCGCAGAAACAAUCACUGGUGGUGGACAUGAUGGAGCUGCACUGUUGCUCAAUACAUAAGAUGAUUGUCUGGUUCAAUAUGCUAUUAUGAUGUAUUUGUUGAGGAGGUUCUUCCAUCUUAAGAUGUAACCUACGCUACGUAGGGUGCAGGAAUGGGCUUCUUUGCUGCAGGUUCUUCCAUUUUGUAUGCUUGGACCCUACGUAGCACACGCACUGGUCAAGUGGGAAGUUGAAUUGUAGUAGGAGUUAAUUGUUGAAUUUUCUAACUUCGCUCUGUUGUUAUCUAAUUUUGGACAAAAUUGGUCAACUGGGAUGAUAAAGACAGAGUGGCUUAGCUGGAUU